UGAAAAAGUGUAACAGCUGCUUUAUUUGCUUGAAGAACUGAAGCAUCGAACUGGCUCGUAUAACUGUAGUUAUGUUUACAAUUUGUGCCGUCAACGGAACGGGAUGAAUAAUCCGUGAUGUUUCGACAAUCCGGGAUUUGCUUGGACACAGGAUGACGACGGCAGCGCGAAUUUGGGGCUGGCGUUUUCUGAUUCUGGGUUUUUGUGCUACCACCGGUUAUGGCCACUAUCUGGACCAAUUCUACUGCGGUCAGGACAACUGUUACGAGCUGCUGGGCGUUACGCGCGAAAGCACCAAGCAGGAAAUUGCCAAAUCGUACCGCCAGCUUGCCCGGAAGUAUCACCCGGACCUGCAUCAUGGUGCCGAGCAGAAGCAGGUGGCCGAAGAAUCGUUCAAGAAGAUUGCCACCGCGUACGAAGUGCUGAAGGAUGAAGAAUCGCGCAAUGAUUACAAUUACAUGCUGGACAAUCCGCAGGCGUACUAUGCACACUUCUACCGGUACUAUCGCCGAAAGGCAAAGAUUGACGUACGGCUGGUGAUCGUGGUUACGAUAAGCAUCAUCUCUUGCAUCCAGUACGUAACGCGAUGGCAGCGGUACGAUACAGCAAUCAAGUAUUUCAUGUCGUUGCCAAAGUACCGCAACAAGGCACUGGAGAUGAUCAAUCAAUCCGCGAGCAAUGGUGCAGCGGGUGGCAACGGUGGAAAGCACAGCCGGACAAAGCUCUCCAAGGCGGAACUGAAAAAGGAACAUGACGAGCAAAUUCGCAAAGUGAUCGAAAACAAUAUGGACAUUCAAGGUGCGUACGCAAAGCCCGAAAUAAAAGACAUCCUCUGGAUACAGCUGUUUCUGUUACCGUACACGAUCGGUCGCUACAUCUGCUGGACCGCUCGGUGGAUCUGGAAGUUUAACGUGCUCAAGCAACCGUACGGGCGUGAAGAGCAGCUGUAUCUCAUCCGCAAGUACAUGCGACUAACGGCGGUCCAGUUCGAUUCGAUCGAGUCCGACACCGUUGAACAGUUUCUGCGGCAGCAACUAUGGAUCAAGGCUAACUUCGAACGCUGGAAGGUGGAGCAGGAGAACGAGAAAAAGAAACAAAUGGCAGACAAUCCACGGUACAAGGCAUACCGCCGGUACAUGAAAAAUCACGGCCCGGGACGGCUCACGUUCGAGGAGUGAUUGGCAAAACUGUGCUAUCGUUAAGAGCUUUUAUGUUUAUUGUUUUUGUUCUUGCUUUUUAAAAAAACAACCGUGCUGUAAAACGUGUGUAAUUAUUUAUUGAGCCCCUCUGGCAUACGGGAAUGACAAGUGGUGAUGAAUAAAGUUCGAAUUUUCAAUAUUUCCAUCUUA
Messenger RNA from Anopheles funestus (African malaria mosquito), 1349 nucleotides. Its product is annotated as dnaJ homolog subfamily C member 25 homolog. Bases 153 to 1178 code for a protein of 341 amino acids. Lineage: Eukaryota; Metazoa; Arthropoda; Insecta; Diptera; Culicidae. Gene Ontology annotation, biological process: protein folding. The transcript has a single exon. Gene Ontology annotation, cellular component: endoplasmic reticulum membrane. The record is from RefSeq and is a predicted model, not a curated record.